Aspergillus luchuensis is the source of this 1287-nucleotide messenger RNA. Its product is annotated as molybdopterin cofactor biosynthetic protein. The transcript has a single exon. Lineage: Eukaryota; Fungi; Ascomycota; Eurotiomycetes; Eurotiales; Aspergillaceae. The record is from RefSeq and is a predicted model, not a curated record. The coding region runs from base 1 to 1287 and encodes 428 amino acids. Gene Ontology annotation, molecular function: metal ion binding; GTP 3',8'-cyclase activity; cyclic pyranopterin monophosphate synthase activity. Gene Ontology annotation, biological process: Mo-molybdopterin cofactor biosynthetic process.
AUGAUGCCAAAACUGUGGCCUUGCGCCAGCUCGGCGAAGAUGAGUAUUCCAAGCCGAGUUAUGCCGGCUUCUCACGUCGCCAGAUUAGCCAUCUGGAACCCCCGUAAUCACAGCACCAAUGCCAUAGCGACAGCUACCCGAUCCGAAGAUGGGCUAUCCUCACCGGCCCCUUCUACCGACUCCGUGCCGCCACGAUGGGCUGCUCUAAAAUCAGCGAAGCCCUUUUCGGAAUUUCUGACAGAUACCUUCAACCGCCAGCACGACUACCUCCGCAUCAGUGUGACCGAGCGAUGCAAUCUCCGCUGUCUCUACUGCAUGCCUGAGGAAGGCGUACCAUUAUCUCCACCGGCUCGUCUCCUUACCUCCCCCGAAAUCAUAUACCUCUCGUCGCUCUUCGUCUCGCAGGGUGUGACCAAGAUACGUUUGACAGGCGGUGAGCCUACCGUUCGCAAGGAUAUUAUCCCCCUCAUGCAGUCGAUCGGGGAACUGCGUCGCAAUGGCCUUCGUGAGCUUUGUCUGACAACGAAUGGCAUCUCGCUACACCGGAAGCUGGACGCCAUGGUUGAUGCCGGCUUGACUGGAAUCAACCUUAGCCUUGAUACGUUGGAUCCCUUUCAAUUCCAGAUUAUGACGCGACGAAAGGGUUUCGAUGCGGUGAUGCGGAGUAUAGACCGGGUGGUGGAAUUAAACAAAGCCGGGGCUGGGAUCAAGCUAAAGAUCAACUGCGUGGUGAUGCGGGGGAUCAAUGAUCGGGAAAUCAUCCCUUUCAUCGAGUUAGGGCGGAAUGACCCCAUUGAGAUACGCUUCAUCGAGUACAUGCCCUUUGAUGGCAAUAAAUGGAGCCAGGGUAAGAUGGUCUCUUACCAAGAAAUGCUGGCAACCAUCCAGGAGAAGUACCCCACUCUCCAGAAGGUGCCAGAUCACAAGAACAACACAAGCAAAACUUAUCAGGUUCCUGGCUUCAAAGGCCAGAUUGGCUUCAUCACCAGCAUGACGCAUAACUUCUGUGGUACCUGCAACCGGUUACGCAUUACAUGUGACGGGAACCUGAAGGUCUGUUUGUUCGGUAACGCCGAAGUGUCCUUGCGAGAUAUACUUCGGAAGGGAAACAACGGGGAACCCAUUAGUGAAGCAAGGAUGGAGGAGCUGGAAUCUGAUGAUCUUGUCCGGAGAGAGGAGCUGCUGGAUCUCAUCGGAGUAGCGGUUAAGAGGAAGAAGGCAAAACAUGCUGGCAUGGGUGAGCUCAAAGAUAUGAAAAACAGGCCGAUGAUACUUAUUGGUGGGUAA